GGAGGCCAGGCCGUGUCGUGAUUGCGCGCAGUGCUGCGCGCGCGUAGGCGGAGUGGCGUGCGCCGCGGUCAGCUGACUGCUCCGGCUGGCACGUGACUUGCUCUGGGCGCAGGGGUCGAGGAAGCGGAGAGGCCGGAGCUUAGGUCCGGGAGGGAUGGAGCGCUGAGCGGUUAACGUCUGCUAGGCUUCCUGCCUCCACACCUGCCGCUGCCGCCGCCUCCUGAGACACCUUCUCGGCUUCUCCCUGGGUUGCCAAAGAGGUAACAAACAUGACUGAGUUCUGGCUGAUAUCUGCUCCUGGGGAGAAAACCUGUCAGCAAACAUGGGAGAAACUACAUGCAGCGACCACCAAGAACAAUAACCUUGCUGUCUCUUCCAAGUUCAACAUUCCUGACUUAAAGGUUGGCACGUUGGAUGUCUUGGUUGGCUUGUCGGAUGAACUGGCUAAACUGGAUGCAUUUGUAGAAGGGGUGGUCAAGAAAGUGGCUCAGUACAUGGCUGAUGUGCUGGAGGACAGCAAAGAUAAAGUUCAGGAGAACUUGCUGGCCAGUGGAGUUGACUUGGUCACUUACAUAACAAGGUUCCAGUGGGAUAUGGCCAAAUAUCCAAUCAAGCAGUCUCUGAAAAAUAUCUCUGAAAUAAUUGCCAAGGGAGUGACUCAGAUUGAUAAUGACCUAAAGUCUCGGGCGUCUGCAUACAAUAACCUGAAAGGGAAUCUUCAGAAUUUGGAGCGAAAGAAUGCGUUGAACCACAAUGACUGGAUUAAGCAGUAUGAAACACUUGCAGAAAUGGUAGUACCAAGGUCGAGCAAUGUUCUUUCAGAGGACCAAGACAGUUAUCUUUGUAACGUCACCUUGUUUAAAAAAGCAGUUGAUGAUUUCAGACACAAAGCCAGAGAAAACAAGUUCAUCGUCCGUGACUUCCAGUAUAACGAGGAGGAGAUGAGAGCCGACAAAGAGGAGAUGAACCGGCUGUCCACUGACAAGAAGAAGCAGUUUGGACCACUUGUGCGGUGGCUUAAAGUGAAUUUCAGUGAGGCCUUUAUUGCGUGGAUUCAUAUAAAAGCAUUACGGGUUUUUGUGGAGUCUGUUUUAAGGUAUGGCUUGCCGGUGAACUUCCAAGCAAUGCUCCUUCAACCUAAUAAGAAAUCAGUGAAGAAGCUAAGAGAAGUGUUGCAUGAGUUGUACAAGCAUCUGGACAGCAGUGCAGCUGCCAUCAUUGAUGCUCCUAUGGAUAUUCCUGGCCUGAACCUGAGUCAGCAAGAAUACUACCCCUAUGUGUACUACAAGAUUGAUUGCAACUUGCUGGAAUUCAAGUAAAAACAAGCUCCUCCCAGUCAGUCCUGUCCUCGUGUUGGUGUGUGCUCACAGAGUUAACUCAUAACUCUCCUGCCCCAUGCUUGCUCCCUACCCUUCCCCAGGUGGAUUUCUAUGUGGUCCAUAUCUCAACAUUUGCUUUUUAAAGAAAAAAAAAAUAUAUAUAUAUAUAUUGUUUCUUUUUAUUGAUCAGGUCUGUAAAUGUGUACUGAGAAAAUCAGAGUUUAUUUAUAAAUAGAAUAGUUUAUUUAAAGAGGUAUUUUCCUCCUUGAUAUCAUGGUAUGCAUAAUCCUGUGUUACUGUAGUGCACAGCCUUGUUUACAGGGAAUGGUGUGAGCAGAUGUUUCAUUCACUGUAUUAGUAGACAUAACUGUUCAGUAGUUACCAAGUUGUGAUGUAGUGCAAUGUAACAACAUUCAGGUGUGUGCUUUCCGAAUGUUCCAACACUAUCCUGUCAGCACUGUUGACACCCACAGGACAGAAUAAAAGAACCUGUGCACGGUGUGCUGUGUGUGUGACUUGAGAGGACUCCAGGGAGCCGCAGUCUGUCUGGGCUGCUUCAGGAGUUCACUGCCGCUGAGCUGUGAACACUUGUGUCUGACUUGAAUAUGAUUUAAUUGUGCCAAAUUUGGGUCAGAGCACAAAUCAGAAGGUUAUUUUUCCAACACAUGGUGAUAUUUAUAUUUGGACACUGGGCGCUUAGCUCUCUUAAGUAAGAAGUGGGGCCAGUUUUGAAUAAAGUGCAGCAAAACUA
Messenger RNA from Rattus norvegicus (Norway rat), 2070 nucleotides. RefSeq names its product ATPase H+ transporting V1 subunit C1 (gene Atp6v1c1). Lineage: Eukaryota; Metazoa; Chordata; Mammalia; Rodentia; Muridae. Gene Ontology annotation, biological process: proton transmembrane transport; synaptic vesicle lumen acidification. Gene Ontology annotation, cellular component: plasma membrane; proton-transporting V-type ATPase complex; synaptic vesicle membrane. Gene Ontology annotation, molecular function: proton transmembrane transporter activity; proton-transporting ATPase activity, rotational mechanism. The record is from RefSeq and is a predicted model, not a curated record.